AUGCCCCCACAUCCGGAUGCCGCUCCGAGUCCAGCUCCGAAUCAGCCCCCGAAAACAACUCCGAACACCUCAGCAUCGCGCCAGAAACUUGCAAGGAGAGCCUGCGACUCAUGCAAGAUCCGAAAGAUUCGAUGUUCAGAGACACCCCCCUGCACGGGGUGUGCAGCCUCGGGGAUAGAGUGUACCUUUAACCGCCUACAAGCUACUCGCGGUCCUCGAGGGCUUCGAGCAAAGACCCUUGACAAGAUUGAGCGGAGACGUCGAGGCAAAGUUGAUGUUAAGUGUGCAGAUCGCAGUGGGGAGAAUGGGGACAGAGAACAACAAACUGAUGAGAUAACCUGCGUGGUUGACGUGCUUGACGUUUACGCUGAACGACUGUUCCCUAUCUGGCCUAUCUGCGAUGCUGCUGACCUGCGCAACAAGAUAAAGGAGAACCCUAGCAGAGAUGAUUCAGCAAGAUUACUGGCAAAUGCAGUAGCCUUGGCCACCAUUGCCCAGCUGAGACUGGAAACUGCAUGGCAGCCCAGCGUGGACAAGGUAGAAACCAGUGGGCUGAAUCAGACACUCGAUCUCCUUGACAGCCUUCGCAUCUCAUUCUUCUUACACAUAUACCACGAGAACGCUUCACCUGGAGGUACCAAGUCGCUUGUUUAUCUUCGCGAGGCCAUCACGCAGGCUCAAAUCCUCCGACUUGAUCGCGAGUCGACAUAUGCCUCGCUCUCUGAGGCAGAUCAACAUGUCUCGCGACGAGUUCUCUGGCUACUCUUUGUUACAGAAAGAGGCGUCGCGCUCCUUCACAAACUACCCAUUGUGUUGAGGCCCAACAUCCUGUUCCCAUGGUUUGGCGGAGCCGACGACCAGGCAGAGGUCCUGCCCGCCUUUCUAAAGCUGGUCCAUCUAUUCUGGGUAUUCGAUCAAUCCGGAAUCUUUGAGAUUCUACGAAAUGCAGACACAGACUCGGACAUUCCCAACAUGGCAUCCGUGGCUCAGAGCUGUCUGGAGCUCCUCCAGCAGAAGCUUCUCGACUCAGUCGACAACGACGAUUGGGGCCCUGUCAAUCAAGUUCAGCGCGCGGACAUGUUUGUCACCCGACAGUGGAUGCGUGCUGUUCUCUGGAGGGCGUCUUUGCGCUUUGGGAUUGUCAUUCCGGGCAUGAAUCCGAUUGACAUUGCAAAGGACUUUUUGAGCCUGGUCUCUGAGCUUCCAAAGGCUGCACUUGAGUCUCACGGUCCAACUCUGGAGUUCAAGACGUUUGAGAUCGCUACGGCGCUUUUGGUCAAAGAUCUUGAAGGAAGCAUAGCACUUUUGGACAUUCCUCAUCUGUCGUCAACAUCCUUCACAAUGGCCUGGGCUGAACCUCGAAACACGGGCAUGAUCUACCGCCGUCUCGGCCGGUCUGGACUACAUGUUUCUGCCAUCAGUCUCGGCGGUUGGAUGACCUAUGGAGGUUAUGCUCAAGAUGAACAGGCUUUUGCUUGUAUGAAGAAAGCCUACGACCUGGGAGUCAACUUCUUCGAUACGGCCGAGAACUACACCGCUGGCGAGUCGGAGGUUGUCAUGGGCAAGGCUAUCAAGCAUUUUGGGUGGAAGAGAAGUGACCUGGUUAUCAGCACAAAGAUCAACUGGGGCGCCGUCAAUGGAGAGAUCCUGGUCAACAACCACGGUCUUUCGAGGAAGCACAUCAUCGAGGGCUUGGAGGCUUCACUCUCCCGUCUUCAACUAAAAUAUGUCGACAUUGUCUAUGCGCAUCGACCUGACAGAUUGACCCCCAUGGAAGAGACUGUGAGGGCCUUCAAUUUUGUAAUUGAUCAGGGCAUGGCUCUCUACUGGGGCACCUCUGAAUGGAGUCCCGAUGAGAUUGCAGAGGCUGUUGGCAUUGCCCGCGACCUGAGGAUGAUUGCCCCUAUCGUGGAACAGCCCCAGUACAACAUGCUCGUACGCGACAAGGUCGAAGGCCAGUUCCAGCGUUUGUAUGAGCGUGUCGGCCUCGGCCUCACCACCUUUAGCCCCAUCAAGAUGGGUCUCCUCUCGGGCAAGUACAACGACGUCGUCGACGGCCAACCGCCCAAGGACUCGCGAUUCGGAGCGAGCAAGGACGGGUUUGCCGACUUUAUGCGCGAUCGUAUGGGAAGCGACGACUGGAAGGAGGAGAUCGAAAAGGUCAAACAACUGAAGCCCAUUGCGGAUAAGUUGGGUGUCAGCCAGAGCCAGCUCGCCGUUGCGUGGUGUCUGAAGAACCCCAACGUGAGCAGCGUCAUCACGGGAGCGAGCCGACCGGAGCAGUUGGAGGAGAAUGUAGGAGCUCUCAAGAUCCUUGACAAGUUGACGCCUGAGAUUCUUGACGAGAUUGAUGCUGUAACCAAGAACAAGGUCACGCUUGAUCCUGCUAGGCAAAGCUAG
Fusarium falciforme is the source of this 2400-nucleotide messenger RNA. RefSeq lists its product as hypothetical. Lineage: Eukaryota; Fungi; Ascomycota; Sordariomycetes; Hypocreales; Nectriaceae. Gene Ontology annotation, molecular function: DNA-binding transcription factor activity, RNA polymerase II-specific; voltage-gated potassium channel activity; zinc ion binding. The record is from RefSeq and is a predicted model, not a curated record. Gene Ontology annotation, biological process: potassium ion transport; regulation of DNA-templated transcription. Gene Ontology annotation, cellular component: cytoplasm. The transcript has 6 exons. Bases 1 to 2400 code for a protein of 799 amino acids.